AUGAAAGGAAAUCAACAUGAAGAAUAUUCUCGUCAGUGGAAAAAGGCACAAGAAUUAGCGAACCAACAUUUGUUCAAAGCUCAAACGAAGCAGAAAAAGUAUUAUUAUGACGGGACAAAAAGUGUAAAGUACAAUCCAGGUGAUCUGGCCUGCAUCACCUUACAUGAUGAAGAAGAGGGGCGAGUUAGAUUGGCAACACUAAAAACAUGCAGUAGACAAGCAACAAUUAGUGAAAGUCAACAAUGGGUUAUCGAAAUCCUAAAAACAAACCCGGAUGUGUUGGAUAAUUUCCCAGAUGCAUCCAUUGACGAAUUCGAAGAAAUCCAGUUGGAACAGAGGACAUCAGUAACAACAACCGUCAGUUCGCCAAUUUUCGGAAGAUUAUUGAAACGGAACCAUGGGAGAGGAAAUAUCAUAUGGGAACUGAUAGGAUGGGGACUAAUGAAACAUGCACACGAACUUGUAGUAGAUGACUAUCGACCGCUAAAUGACGCUAAUACAAGUAACGGUCUACCAAAAUCCACUGAGGAGCUAAGUGACUUGAUAAAAUACGAGCUUGGAAAAAUGCACGAGCAAUACAAAAUCAGUAUUGAAACUGAACACGACAAUAAAUUGGCAAAGGCAAUUCGGGAUGUGUACUGCCAGUUAUCAAAGAUAAAACGAACGCAAGCCAUAAUCUUAGCCCAAACUAAUGGAUUGCUUGCAGCUGCCGCACUCGGACUACCAAUGUGUACAAGGAUUUAUGGUUUUGGUCAGGCCAUGACAUUGCAACAAUACGACCCAAAAAGGAUAUCACUAUCAGCAAAAGAGACCAAGUGUGGGUUCCAGCCAUUUUUCGUUUACGGAAAAAACAACUGUACGAUCGGACUCGACGGAUGGUCUAUUCACCCGUAUUCGGAGUGCUUUUGGAAAUCACAAUUGAUAAACAUCAACGGAUAUCCUUAUACGUGGCAACAUAACGCAACAGCAGGAGACUGGAUUAAACAAGAGGCGACCAUACACACCUCACAUCUGGAUUUAAUUGCAGAAUUCGAAGAACUGCACUUAAACAGUUUCGACUAUGGAUUAAGGAACCAUCCAGCUCAUGGAACAAUGGAAAUGGAACAGCUGAACAUCCUAAAUGACCUGGUUGGACGAAUUAAUGAAGGAGAAGGCAAAGAGUUACCUAACAUCCUAGAUUCAUCCUAUUUCUCAUCUGUCUAA
Messenger RNA from Daphnia magna, 1203 nucleotides. RefSeq lists its product as uncharacterized. The record is from RefSeq and is a predicted model, not a curated record. NCBI's taxonomy places the organism in Eukaryota, Metazoa, Arthropoda, Branchiopoda, Diplostraca, Daphniidae. Bases 1 to 1203 code for a protein of 400 amino acids. The transcript is spliced from 4 exons.